Rhizoctonia solani is the source of this 501-nucleotide messenger RNA. Its product is annotated as monothiol glutaredoxin. The record is from RefSeq and is a predicted model, not a curated record. Gene Ontology annotation, molecular function: glutathione disulfide oxidoreductase activity. NCBI's taxonomy places the organism in Eukaryota, Fungi, Basidiomycota, Agaricomycetes, Cantharellales, Ceratobasidiaceae. The transcript has 4 exons. The coding region runs from base 1 to 501 and encodes 166 amino acids. Gene Ontology annotation, cellular component: nucleus; cytoplasm. Gene Ontology annotation, biological process: cellular response to oxidative stress.
AUGAUCACUCGUUCGUUUAUAACCCUCGCUCAUAGGACGUCAUCUAUCCCUCGACUACCACCUGCCACUCGAUCGCCACUUCGGUUUUUCCCGCUGGCUUCAUUGUUUGCGACUACUUCUUCUGGACCUACCGCUCAACAGAAACUAAACAUGACUGUGCAAGAUACUGUGAAUAACGCUAUUACUACCAAGGACGGCAAGAAGAAGAUUGCGAUCUUCAGCAAAACCUACUGCCCCUACUGCCGCAAGGCCAAGAGCAGAAUCAACACCUAUGUCAGUAACUUGGCGGUGAACGAAAAGGAUCAAGUCGAGGUGGUGAUUCUCGAACUCGACGAGCUCGAAGAUGGAGGAGCAAUCCAGAACCACUUGCAAGAAAAGACAAACCAGAGGACAGUUCCGAACAUCUUUAUUGCUGAGAAACAUAUCGGUGGAUCGAGCGACUUGGAAGGAUACAAGGAUGCAGAUAUCAAAAAGUUGUUGUUCGGAACUGCAGCUUCAUGA